Messenger RNA from Juglans regia (Persian walnut), 1842 nucleotides. RefSeq lists its product as uncharacterized. Bases 1 to 1842 code for a protein of 613 amino acids. The record is from RefSeq and is a predicted model, not a curated record. The transcript has a single exon. Lineage: Eukaryota; Viridiplantae; Streptophyta; Magnoliopsida; Fagales; Juglandaceae.
AUGGCGGAAGGCACGAGAUCAUAUGCACAGAUCCUUGAUUCUGUCAAUCAGUUAAGGGAGCGGCAAGAAAGACAACAAAAACAGAUCGAGGAUGCAAUUACGAUCCUGGCUCAGCAGCAAGAAACAGCAAGAUUGGAAAGGGAGGCACAGGAUAGGAAAUUUACUGAAUUAUUGCAGCAUCUUUCGAAGCUUCCUUAUAAUCCUCAGCUGGAAACUAAUGCUCAUAAUACAAGGAAUGGACAAGGUUUUCAUCACUCGCGAGAAGGUGAAACAGAUGAUGGUUCGGGGGGAGUCUACUGCACAAAUAUACCUGACAGAUCUAAUAUGAGACAAAUAAAGCUGGAUUUUUCAAGAUUUGGUGGAAAGGAUCCUGCUGCUUGGAUUUAUCGUGCUAAUCAAUAUUUUCUGUAUCAUCAAGUUCCUCCUGGCCAAAGGAUCUUUAUAGCUUCAUUCCACAUGGACAAUGAUGCCUUGGUAUGGUUCCAGGAUGCAAGUGAGUCGGAAGUUUUUCAUUCUUGGGAGGAAUUCAUUCAAGCAGUGCAGGUACGUUUUGGUUCAUCUGCUUAUGAUGAUCCUAUAGAGGCAUUAACACGUUUGAAACAGGUUCAUUCAGUUACUGCUUAUAAAACUGAAUUUGAACUGCUUUCCAAUUGUAUUAAAGGCAUUUCUAAAAGAAACAAAUUAAGUUGUUUUUUGAGUGGCUUGAAAGAUGAGAUUAGGCUGCCAAUCCGUAUGUUGAAUCCUUCUUCCUUAAAUGAUGCCUUUGGUUUAGCAAAAAUUCAAGAACAGUAUGUUUGGAGUACAAAGAGAUCGUGGAGACCUAGUUCUAGUGAUUAUCCUCAGUCUAAUAUGGGACCUUCUGUUUUGGGAAACCCUAAGGCACCUAUUGUUAAGUUACCUUAUCAAAAAAUAAGUGAGUCUCAGAUGCAAGAGAGAAGAAAGAAAGGCUUAUGUUAUUUUUGUGAUGAGAAAUGGCAACCAGGCCAUAAGUGCAGUAGGCCAAAAGUUUAUGUGUUAGAUGGAAUGGAAAUUGGUGAAACUAGUGUUCAUACGAGUGAGAAGGAAUUACUUGUGGAAGAGAUCCAUGAGGAGCCUGAAUCUGCUGACAUAGCUUCCAUUUCAUUGCAAGCUAUGGUAGGUUCUCCCAGUACUACAACCAUGAGAAUGGUUGGUCAUAUUCAUAACAAAAAGGUAGUCAUAUUGAUUGAUUCUGGCAGCACCCACAAUUUUGUGGAUACUGCUCUGGUAGGCAGGUGUGGCUUGGUAUUGCAGCAAAGGCAAGCUUUGCAAGUCAAAGUGGCUAAUGGUGAUGUUUUGUCUAGUGGUGGCAAAGCUGUUGGUGUUGGUAUUCAAAUCCAAGGCACCAGAUUUGUUGUUGAUUUUUUCUCAUUAUCUCUCGGAGGGUGUGAUGUAGUGUUGGGAGUAAGUUGGCUUUCAUCACUUGGACCAAUACUGUGGGAUUUCACAGACUUAAAAAUGCAGUUUGUUUAUCAUGGAAGAGAAGUUUGUUUUAAAGGACUCACAUCAUCUGCCAGCACUUUAGUUGAUGAUAAGGAAAUUUCUAUGAUCUCUAAAGUAGGCUUUAAAGGAGUAUGGUUACAACUUAUGGCUGUGGAAAACAUGAAACCUCAGAAUGAUCCUUGUCCAGAAAUACUGCAGUUAUUACAAAAGUUUGGAAAGGUUUUUGAUGAACAUACUUCUUUACCUCCUCAUCGAGCUCGAGAUCACCAAAUCAACCUCAAGAAAGACACUAUACCUGUUAGUGUGAGGCCAUACAGAUAUCCUUAUUUCAAAAAACAGAAAUCGAGAAGAUUGUAUCUGAACUACUCAUGUCUGGUGUGA